Messenger RNA from Sceloporus undulatus (fence lizard), 2090 nucleotides. RefSeq names its product protein only RNase P catalytic subunit (gene PRORP). Gene Ontology annotation, molecular function: ribonuclease P activity; protein binding. The transcript has 8 exons. The record is from RefSeq and is a predicted model, not a curated record. NCBI's taxonomy places the organism in Eukaryota, Metazoa, Chordata, Lepidosauria, Squamata, Phrynosomatidae. The coding region runs from base 308 to 2065 and encodes 585 amino acids. Gene Ontology annotation, cellular component: mitochondrial ribonuclease P complex; mitochondrion. Gene Ontology annotation, biological process: mitochondrial tRNA 5'-end processing; tRNA 5'-leader removal.
UCGAGCCCUGUGAUUGGCUGAGAGUGCUCCGCGCGCGGUUCUGCCGUCGAACGUCCGUAUUCUUCUGAUGAAGUCUUCGCCGCGGUGCCUCUUCAUGGCGUCGGUGAGCCUGGCCUGAUUUGACUGGAAAGCUCACAUCAUUCUGCUUAUGAUUCAAGUGUGAGAAUGUUAGAGAUGAGAUCAUAUCAAGCCUUGUUUACAUUUUGAAAUGAUCAGGAUGACUGUAAAUACCGACCAAGUUUAAUGAAACACAACCCUAGGCUUAUUACUACAGGACUUUUUCUUGGGAUUCCAGAUCUUCAUCAUCAUGAUAUUUUCUAUCCGAACCAGCAACUGUGUUUUACAGACAUUACUGAAGAACUAUGGCAUGUUCUGCCCUAUGCUAAGACCUCAACAAUUGCCUACAACUUUUGGGUGCUUCUUAUUUACCACACCAUAUCAAAGGGCAAAAUCAGUGGAUCCGAAAGCACUUCAUCCUGCCGCUGCCAUGUGGCAUUCCAAGGAAAGAGAAGAAGGUAAAGGGGAGAGAAGAUCUGGCAAAGAUUGGUCUUCUCCUCGCCCUUUCAAUCUGUUUGCUGCUGGCGCAUCGAAGAAGAGAGCGGUGCUUCAUGAUGCUUUUUCAAGUGGAGAGCAGCCUAUUAUUUCUAGUAAGAAGAUGACACUCUCUCCUCCAGAACGGCCCCUAAGUGCUGAGGAGUGGGAAAAGAUGAUGGGAGACUUUGUGGGAACUAAAAAGUUUGAAGACUGUAUGUUUGAGCAAAUGAUCGUUCACAACAGCCCCGUAGAUGUGGCCAAAUCCUUACUAGCUGCAGUGGCUAAGCGAGACGGAGAUAUUGGAUACGGUCUUUUGGUGAAGUACUUGGUUUUGUGUGUUUCUCAGAAACAGACAAAAGAGAUCUAUGAUAUUCAUGAUAUUAUGAAAGUCAGAUUUAAGACUUUAGAUACAUCAGGAUCUAGUCUUCUUAUCAAAGGCCUGAGUGAUUCACAGCGCUGGAGAGAGGCCUUGAUACUGCUAGAGGAAAUGAAAAAAGUCAUAAUCCCUUCAAAGGGAAACUAUGGAGACUGCAUCAGGGGAGCCCUUGCAAACCAAGAAAUCAGUAUUGCAUGCAAGCUAUUUCAUGAGAUGCUAGGUAAGGAUGUGACACCAAAGUUAGAAACAAUGCAAAUUUUCUUUGACACUGGCAAGUGUAUAAAUGAUGCCUCUUUUAAAAGUGAACUAAUUUCCAUCCUUAACUACUUAAGAGAUAAUCAAGUUUAUCCCGGAGAAGCUUUUAUGCAGAGCAUAAAGCAGUGGUUUGAAAGCAUUCCAGGAGAAAACUGGAAGGGAAACUUAACUCCUGUGAAAAAUAGUGGACAGUGCCCAUCUUGUGAGAAGUUCUUGGAAAGUAUUAAUCUGUCUGCAGAAGAAUAUGACAUUCUCAAAAAUAAAAUAAUAAAGGAUGUUAUACAAGGAACGGACACAUUUCGAAAAACAACUCCCCAGGAACUUGAAGUAUUUCAGACAUUUGUAAGUCAGCGCCCCCCUUUUGACAUUGUGAUUGAUGGCCUUAACGUCGCUAGAGUUUGCCAUAAAAACAAUCCAUCUCAAACUUUGCUGGAUGUUGUCAAUCACCUUGCACAGCAGAAUCUACGGUUGCUUGUACUGGGUCGUAAACACAUGCUGAAUGGAUCUCGUCAGUGGAACAGAAAUAAUAUGGCUGCUAUGCAGAAGAAGGCAGAUUUCUUCUUUACUGAAAAUGUGUCUGAAGAUGAUCCAUUUCUACUCUAUGCCACACUUCACUCAGGUAGUCACUGUAAAUUUGUGACCAGAGAUCUGUUGCGUGACCACAAAGCUUGUCUCUCUGACAGUCUUACUCGUCGCCUGUUCUUUAAAUGGCAACGUGGUCAUCAGAUAGUGCUAUCUAACUACACACCAGGAAAAAGGAUAAAAUUUGAGCCUGUAUUGAAUUUCGAUACAAUUGUACAGACUACAGGUGACACGUGGCAUAUUCCCUAUGAUGACAACUUGUUGGAAAGAUCUUCUUAUGAGGUGCCAACAAAGUGGCUUUGUCUUCAGCAAAAAUAAAAUAUAUACUUUUUCCAAACUGAAA